GAUGCUACACACCCUCUGUUCAUUUGCUUAAUAAUCUCCAAGAGAGCAGCACACACGUUUUUACUGCAGAGCUACAGGAACUUAGGGCGAUAUAUACCAUGUAUGGUGAAAAAGAUCAAGGGAUGGGAGCUCCACCCCAACAGCCAGGAGUGGGAGCAAGCUACAUGGCGCCACCCCCUUAUGGAAUGAACCCCCAACCUGCAGUUAUUGUUGCACCAGUACACUCCACCGUUGUAAUCGGGACUUCGUUCCAAGAUACCCCAGUAUCCUGUUCAUGCCCUAUAUGUCGCCAGAACAUUGUGACAAGAACUGAAUAUAAUACUGGCUUGCUCGCUUGGCUAAUCUUUGGAAUCUUGUGUCUUUUAGGGUGCUGGCUAGGAUGCUGUUUAAUCCCAUUUUGCGUUGACUCCUGCAAGGAUGUGGAUCAUUUCUGCCCAAACUGCAACCAUCAUCUACACAAGUACAAAAGACUGUGAAGAAAAUACAUUGAUUUACAAAAAAAAGUUGAUUCUCUUUUCUUUAAAUUGUUACUAUUGUCUGUCCUAUAUACUGAGUUAUACAUCAUAACCCGUGUACCCAAAAACAUAUUUACUUUAUCUAUGAUUGUUUCUUGCUAUGUUGGGAAAUCAGUAUUUUUAUACAAAUUAUUUGAGUCCUGAAUUUGUUUUUCAAAAAUAUUGUAUAUUAUCUUAAAACUGUAUACAAUUUUUUAUAUAUUAGAUUUUGUUAAAUGCAAUGGUUAAAUAAAAUAUACUUUUCGUAAAAA
Messenger RNA from Bombina bombina (fire-bellied toad), 766 nucleotides. Its product is annotated as lipopolysaccharide-induced tumor necrosis factor-alpha factor homolog. The transcript is spliced from 5 exons. The record is from RefSeq and is a predicted model, not a curated record. Gene Ontology annotation, molecular function: zinc ion binding. Lineage: Eukaryota; Metazoa; Chordata; Amphibia; Anura; Bombinatoridae. Bases 99 to 476 code for a protein of 125 amino acids.